This is a messenger RNA of Tetrahymena thermophila SB210, 2163 nucleotides long. RefSeq lists its product as hypothetical. The transcript has 2 exons. The record is from RefSeq and is a predicted model, not a curated record. NCBI's taxonomy places the organism in Eukaryota, Ciliophora, Oligohymenophorea, Hymenostomatida, Tetrahymenidae.
AAUUAACAAAACAAUUGCUUAUUACUAAUAAAAAUUUGCAUAUUUAACAUAAAGAAAACAAUAAUUUUUAAGUAUAAAAAAAAUCAAUUUGGCACAUUCGAUUUCAUUUUUGUUCUUUAACAAAAGAGUAAUCUGGUAUACGCAUAACAAAUUUUAAAAUAAUUUCGUUUUUCAUACAAAAUGAAGAAAGUUAUUCCUAGAAUAUCAAGAAAGUUUCCUGAAGAAUUUUACUCUGAAGAUCGCUUAAAUGCAAAGUCUUAAAUGCUUAAUGAUAAUCAGUUGUCUAACUCGUCUAAGUAUAAUAAUGAAUAACCUUUAUCAAAUUCCCCUUCAUAAUAAGUGAGUACUUUCGAAGAUGACACCUGGUACGAAAAAACAGCCAAUUUCAACAUUAAUAACAAAAUUAUGAGGGUUUCUUAAUCUCAAGAUAGUAUAUUUAAGCAAAGUAAGAUAGAAUAAAAAAAGCAAAUGGAUUUCACUUUUUGUGCCACAGAAAAGUAAAAAAAUCCAAUGUAAAUACCCUUUAAAAUACUUCCUCCAUUGCUUUAGAAAUAAAGCAAGUAAAUUUAAGAAUAUGAAAUACAUCCUUUAAAUGUCUAUUAAUUAGACAGAUUUGUAAAGCCAAUGAUAUCAAAGGAGAAAUAGCAAAUGAACUACUCUGAAAUAAACCAAAGUGAAGCAGAUUCUAAAUUAGCAAACGAUUAAACUCAAGCUUCAGAAUUUAAAAAUGGAAGGAGAAGAGAAGAUGAUUCAAUUGAUAAAUAAAUUAAUGAAAAUGAAAGACAAAGGUUUUAAUCAUUAUGUUAACCAGAAAAAGAUCUUUAAAAUAUAAAAAUAAAUAUUGUAAAUAUGAUAGGAAGGAGCAACUUUGUCAGCUAAAGUUAAAUUCUAACCACUAAUCAAUAAAAAAUCUUUACAAAACCGUCUCCUGUAAAUAUUUCUUUAGUAUCCAAUUCCUCUGGGUUAGAAAAUAUUCAUCCAAAUAUAAGCUGUUCUAAUAUAUAAAUUGGCUAAAAGGAACAAAUAAAAAAAAAAAAAUAAAUUGAAAACAAGACAAGAUAGUACUGUGCACUACCUUGCUCAUAAUCAGUUUCUAGAGGCAGAGAUCCCUUAAUUUUAUAACAGAAAAUGUCUACAUUAAAUAAUCCAACAAGGCAAUCAUACUAAAGUUUAUUAUAAGGAGAACUUAAAAUAAACUAAAAUUCAUUUUAGCUAAAUAAUAUAAAUUGCCCUCAAUUAAAUGACUAAAAGGAUGAAUUUUUAGCUGAAGAAAAUCGCUUAAAUAAUUUCUAAAAUGUUUAAAGCUAACAAAAUGAAAAUGAAUUUAUACAGAAAGAUUUAAGAAAUAUUUAUCUCUUAAAAAAUAAUAACAAUUUAAAAUAGUAAUUGAAACAAGCUAGUGAAUCUUUAGACCCAAAAAUGGUUAAUAAAAUAGAAAUAUAAACUAAAAUAUUAAAUAAUUAUAAAAUUGCUUAAUUACCUUUACUUAAUAAAUUAUAAAAUAAUAGUACAAAACUGUCAAGAGAAUAAUAUUAAAUUUUUAACACAUAAAAUAAUAAUUUAUUUAAAAAACAAUCCACAAACACAAAUAAACCAUUCAACAGUAUUUCAUCAAAAAUAACUGAUACAUCUUGUUACUCAGUGGCUAAUGGCUAAUGUAUAUCCAGAAAUCCUUCACCUCUUAUCCUCUAAUAGAAAACAAAGCUUAAUAAUUGUUCUUGCACUUAUAUAAGCAAUAAUUUAAAAACUGAUCAGGAUAUUAGUAUUUUAUCUUUUAAAAAAAUAAAUUACAAUUAAUAAUUGUAAAAUUCUCCUAAAACGGAGCCUGUAAAGCCAACAUAUUAAAUAGAUAUUAACUAAAACUAAUUAGAUAAGCUUUAAAACCCUGAGUGGUUCUAUAAUUAAUUAGGGAGACCUAAUCUAUUAUCAUAUUAAGAGAAAAGAGAAAAAGCUAUUUAGUACUACUAACGAAACAUUCAUUCUCAGCAGUAAAAAUAAAAUGACCAAUAAAAUACAAAUUAAAAUAAUUUAAGAUAAAAAUUAGUUAGAAGAGAAAAUAAUUCAUAUAAUAACAAUUCAAAUAAUGAUUGCCAUAUCUUAAAUUUAAAAUCUGAAAAUGCUUUUUUGGGAUUAGCCAAUGAAGAGAUUUUAAUUGAAAAUUGA